Molecule: messenger RNA, 1646 nt
Organism: Oncorhynchus mykiss (rainbow trout)
Lineage: Eukaryota; Metazoa; Chordata; Actinopteri; Salmoniformes; Salmonidae
Source: RefSeq, a predicted model, not a curated record
AUGCCACUGGUGAAAGAAGAGGAUGAUGGGAAAGAGGUUGUCAGAGUGGAAGAGGUAGAAGCUUUCAGAAUCAUAAAGGAGGAAGAUGAGAAUGUAUUGAAAGAAGAGGAUGAGGAGGCUAUCUCAAUUAAAGAGGAAGACGUCUUGGGAGUGAAAAAGGAGGAGGAGGAGACUGAAGAACUGAUUACCACCAGUGGAACUGUGAGAGGAGGAGAAGAGAAGAAAGGAUCAGAUUUGACACAUCAAAGAGGAAAACCAAACUUGGAGGAACCAGAGACGUCCAAACCAGCAAGACGACACCUCUGCUCCCAGAUUGGAAAGAGUUUUGCCAAGUUAGGAAGCCUGAAAAGACAUGAGAAGAGUCACACAGGGGAAAAGCCUUACCACUGCUCCCAGUGUGGAAAGUGUUUUAGACAGCAAGGAAGCCUGAAAGCUCAUGGCCGAAUACACACAGGGGAGAAACCUUACCACUGCUCCCAUUGUGGAAAGGGUUUUAGACAGCAAGGAAGCCUGAAAGUUCAUGGCCGAAUACACACAGGGGAGAAGCCUUACCACUGCUCCCAUUGUGGAAAGAGUUUUAACAGGUUAGGAGGCCUAAUAACUCAUGAGCGAAUACACACAGGGGAGAAGCCAUACCGUUGUGCCCAGUGUGGAAAGAGUUUUGGCUCGUUAGGAAACCUGCAAUCUCAUGCACGAUUACACACAGGGGAGAAGCCAUACCAUUGCACCCAUUGUGGAAAGAGUUUUCGCAUGUUAGGAAACCUGCAGUCUCAUCUGCGAAUACACACUGGGGAGAAGCCAUACCAUUGCGCCCAGUGUGGAAAGAGUUUUAGCAUGUUAGGAAACAUGAAAGCUCAUGAGCAAAUACACACAGGGGAUAAGCCUUACCACUGCUCUCAGUGUGGAUCUAGGUUUACCAGGUUAGGAAGCCUGAAAAGACAUGUGGACACACACCAAAGUCUUUCCAUUGCGCCCUGUGUGGAAUGAGUUUUAACCAUUUAGGGAGCCUGAAAAGACAUGAGAGAAUACACACAGGGGAGAAGCCUUUCCAUUGCGCCCUGUGUGGAAUAUGUUUUAACCAUUUAGGGGGCCUGAAAAGACAUGAGAGAAUACACACAGGGGAGAAGCCUUUCCUUUGCGCCUGGUGUGGAAUGAGUUUUAGCUUGAUAGGAAACAUGAAAUAUCAUGAUCUAAAUACACCCAUGGGAGAAGCCUUACAAAUGUCACUUAUAAGGCACGUGAGGAUCCACACAGAGAAAAAUAACUUAUCCUACUGUGUAAACUGAUAUUUCACAUCACAUUGACUUAAAAUUCAUCAGAGAACAUACACAGUGCUCCCAUUGUCUUAUUUUAUUGACUGUGUUUAAUUGUUUAUGAAAUUGAAUUGUACAAAGUAUACUCAAACAUAUAUUUGUAUGUUUUUAUUAGAAAAUAAAACUGAAUAUGGAGUCUGUCAGUUUGAAUACAGAGUAGAUCAGAUUCCAUGUGUUUAAAUGGUCCUUUUUUAAAGUCUGACAUUGUGUGUUUAUCUGAGUGUGUCAUUCCUCCAGCACCAUUGAUAAUCAGAAUAAGACCUUCAAAUAUGUCACCAUAACAACAGGCAUUUUACAAGCCUCCGACUGGUUGAAUAAACGUUGUUACCCGAA